This is a messenger RNA of Oryctolagus cuniculus (rabbit), 14699 nucleotides long. The record is from RefSeq and is a predicted model, not a curated record. Lineage: Eukaryota; Metazoa; Chordata; Mammalia; Lagomorpha; Leporidae.
UGGAAUUGAAGGUAGUCAGCUUCAAAUCUGUGGCUCCUGUGGGUAUAACAUUCACCUGCUCUUUCCCAAGGACCACACAGGGAAUCUGUUCUGCCCUCAGUGUGGGCUCAAAUUCUUCUGCAGUCUCCCACUGGGUUGCCAAGGUUACUGAAUGUAGCAUCUCUGGAGAGUACUCACGUUAACUCUGUGAGUUCUCUCACCCACUGUCUCUUUUUUCACAGUCUCAUUUCAUUAGCUCCACACAUUUACUAGGUCCUAAUCUCCUGUCAUUUCACCCCCCAGAGUUAGGAUUUUGCUUGGCUGAGGGUGGGCGCAGCCCUUAGGUUGUGCAGCUUUUAAAUAUGUCCAAAAUGGUGCCUGCUCUUUGUCUUGCUUGCCUUUGGGAGGUGAGUGGAGAGAGAGAAACUCGUGUCCAUACUGGUCCCUUUUGUUGUCCUCUCUCCUCUAGUUAGCCUGGUGAACUUUCCCCCAUGGGGCUUCAUGCCUCCUUCCCUCUAGGCUCCUCCUUCCACUUUCCUGCUGAUGUCUCGGGCUACUGAGGUUUGGCUCAUCUCAUGUUCUAGCGCUGGUGCGUAGAUUCCGACACUGGUAUCCUGCGCUGUGGGCUCCCAUGCCCUCCACACAGGUCCACCAUGAACCACUAGUUGCAGAAGAGUUUCCUCUGCUGUUUCUUCCCCAACUCUUCCUUGAACCUGCAGUAUCUCCACUUUUAUUAAACUGAUUCUUCCCGGACUAUCAGUGUGCUCCCUUCCUAUUCCGCCAUCUUGCCACUUCCCCCAAUUCUUACUUUCUUAUUAAAAUCACAGACUGUCAAAAAUCAGAGAGAUGACUAUAUUACACACCAUGAAUUACUUUCCAUUCAAAUCUUGAAUCCAUAUUAUAUAUAUAUGUGUGUGUGUGUGUGUGUGUGUGUGUGUGGUGUAUACAUACAUAAUAUGACCUUGGUAAAAUUAUCAAAUCUUGUAUGGUUCAUCUUUAAGGUAUGGAUGGAAAAUAAUCAGAAAGUUAUUGUGCUUGCCUUAUAAGACUGCUGUAAGAACACAUGAAAAUAUAGUUAUUUUUCAGAUCUAAAUGACUGUACAUUUUAAAGCACAAUUGAUUGACAGUAUUAUUGAAUAAUAUAUUAACUACUAGUGAAAAUAAAAAUAUUUCUCACUGUUGGUAUACAGUGAGUUUAUUUUUCUGGUGAAAAGGGCCAUGACUGAAAUUUGAACAUAUUAAUUGCUAUGCUGCAUUUCUGUAGAUUUGCAAGAGACUUAUUCUAUGUAUAUAAACUGGUCAAAUAAUGGUCAGAAGGAGCCACCAUCUUUCUGAUGCCGUUUUAAAUUUGACUGCAUUAUGUCUGUUUAGCAUAUUUGUUGUAACAUUGAUAUGCAUUUUUAUGAGAAAAUAUAGUUAUCUGGAUAGCUUAGGCCUCCAAAUCUCUUUAAUAACUAAAAUAUCAAGUCAUAAAAAAAUCUUGCUUUGGUAAUUAAGCAUGCAUUUUCAUUUACAGCCUCUUUUUUCCAUGUAUUUCCAUACAAGAAAAGGUUUAUUUAAUGACUAAGCAAAGAAAUGAGGAUUAAAAAUCUAGGUUAAAAAUCUAGAUUUAAAAAGCCCUUAAAUUUAAGUGAAACUAUACUAAUGUAUUAUUUAAAAAGUAGAGAAAGAGCUGCCAUCUCAAAAAUACUUCUGCUAAUACUAGUGCAUAGAAUUCAAAUUUCUGCCUGCUAGAGAAGUCUUGUUGAGUUAAAGUAUUUCUUCAAAAAGCUGUAUUUAAUUCUCCAAUUAGCACAAAAUUUUAUAUUAAUUCAUUAUAUUCCUUACAUGAAAAAUGACUAUUAAUAUCUACUGUAUUCCAAACUCAAAAUUGACAUGCUAUGUGCUUCACCCUUGUUUUUACAGCAUUGGGAAUGUACAGACACUUACACCAAGAUUGCAGUAAGGGGUAGUUAGUCCUCGAGUUGUAGUUCUAAGAAGGGAAAGUGACUGACAUUGCUGCAAGGGUCACAAACACUCUUGUAGAGGUGACUGUUGUUCAAGGUUUUGUCUCGGGAAAUGGAAUAUGUGUUCAAAGGCAUUGAAGCAUGAAAGCGCACAUGCACUGUUUUUGGGAAAUGGCAAGUAGUUCAGAGUGCUGCAGCUCAGAAUUCUUGAUGUGAGUAAAAUAGAUGAAUAAGAAUCUUAUUUAAUCAAAUGGACCAUAAGAACCAAUGAAGGGAUCAUUCAGGCAUGACUUGAUCAGUUUUGCAUUUUAGGACAUCAUUUUGGCAGCACAGUUAUCUGAUUCGCUGAUCUGAUAGGAUAGGGACAUCCUGGGAAGGCCCAUGGGCAGGUGCUGUGGGAACAAAUACACAGAGGCUGACUACUUGGAGUGAAAAAGAAAGCUCCCCACACUUGUGAGAAAAUCUUUUCUCUAAUAAACAACCCUUCCCCAAUGUCAUUUCUUUUACGCCAUCAUCCCAAAAGACUAAUUUCAGUAGACACCUCCUCCAGUAGACACCUUCCCCCAGAUUCACUCAUGAAUUCCUUGUCCUUCUCUUGUGCUUGCAUGUGAUGAUUCUGUGGAAUUUGGAUUCCAAGUUUUAACAGUGAUUGAAACCCUGAAAAUCCAUAGGCUUUAGUAAAUUUUUACACAAUUUUUAAUUUUUUUCUUUCAUUUUAUUUGAAAGAAGGGCAGGCACAGAACGACAUAGAAAGAUCUUUCAUCUGCUGGCUUACAACCCAACUGCCUGCAACAUCAUCUGAGCCUCCUUCAUGGUGGCAGAGAUGCAGGUAUUUGUCCUAUCACCUGCUAGCUCCCAAAGUGUGCAUUAACAUGAAGCUGGGUUGGAAACAGAGGAGGUGGGACUCAGACCAGACCAUCAGAUAUGGGAUAUAGGUGUCAAAAGCAAUCUCAUAGCCACUGUGUCACAUGCCUACCCCAGAUUUCAGGGCUUUCAGGACAAUGAACAAAAAUUAGUCACCAAGGAGAUAAACAUGUCCAAUACCCACCCAGCCUUCCUACCUCAAUUUAACAUUAAUUAAAGAAUCCAUUGUUACUCAAGCAAUAUAAUAACUACAAAAAAGCAUUUUUAAAAAAUAAAAAAAAGAAAACAAACAAAAAACAUUCUGGUAUUAUUAAAAUAUGAAACACCCUAUUGCCACCGAGAGGAAAAAAAGACUCUCAUACAGUUUUGGUAAUUUUAUGUUAACAUGAACGUGAAUGUUUAUUCUUUCAAUUUGGGGAAAUUUUCUGCAUUUCUAAUACACAAAUUAAGCAGACAAAUUCAUAAGGGAACUAGAUUAGACGGUUCUUAACAGAAAAGAGGUGGUGUUCUCUGGUCCAUUAUUCUGAGUUAUACUUUCACUAACACUUCACCAAUAUUUGCAGUUUAUACUUCCUCAAUAUUUAAUGUUCUAGAAAAUUAUGCACAUAAUCUAAGGAAAAGUUACCAAACACCUAUUGCUUGUCAGCGGUAUACAAGACUCCAGAGAUACAAUUCUGUACUAAAACAAAUAGCACCCUAUGUAUAUUCUAAGAGAUCACAAAUUUGUUAGAUAAAUCACCCAUGUUAGUAAAUAAUUAAAACUAUAGAUGUUGAAGAAAUUAAACAUGGUUGUUUUGUACAGUUUUUAAUUCUAGGUUCUUUAGAGAAGGAAAAUGCUUCUUCAAUACCAAGAUUUUUUUCCUGAUUAUGCACUAAAUACAUUUCAAGCAGUGCGUUUUGCUGAGUGCUGUAGUGUGGUCGAUUUCAUUCUUGAAGUUCUUCAUGUGCUCAUGCAGAAGACUGCCAGGGAGUAAUGCAAGAGGGAAUCAACAGUUUCUGUACAGGACAGAUUAUGACAGCAGCUUUCUUAAGGAGAGGAUGUUUAAAUUUCAUCAAAUGAAGCAGAUUUUUCAAAUACUGGAUAAAAUGCGAUACCUGAGAAAACGUUCUGUGGUGUCAUUCUUGGGAGUUCUUGUCAUUUUCCUUCUAUUUAUGAACUUGUAUAUUGAGGAUAGUUAUGUUCUGGAAGGAGACAAACAACUUAUAAGGGAAACAUCCACACACCAACUGAAUUCUGAACGCUAUGUUCAUACUUUCAAGGAUUUAUCCAAUUUCUCAGGAACCAUAAAUGUUACCUAUCGUUACCUCGCUGCCACACCCUUACAGAGAAAGCGAUAUCUUACAAUUGGACUUUCAUCAGUGAAACGAAAAAAGGGGAACUAUUUACUUGAGACAAUCAGGUCAAUUUUUGAACAAUCCAGCUAUGAAGAGCUGAAGGAAAUUUCAGUGGUGGUUCAUCUAGCAGAUUUUAAUUCAUCCUGGCGUGAUGGCAUGGUCCAGGAUAUUACACAGAAAUUUGCCCACCAUAUAAUUGCAGGAAGAUUAAUGGUUAUACAUGCUCCAGAGGAAUAUUACCCAAUCCUGGAUGGUCUGAAAAGAAAUUAUAAUGAUCCAGUAGAUAGAGUCAAAUUUCGUUCUAAGCAGAAUGUAGAUUAUGCUUUUCUGCUUAAUUUUUGUGCCAAUACUUCAGACUACUACGUAAUGCUUGAAGAUGAUGUCCGAUGUUCAAAAAAUUUUUUAACUGCCAUCAAGAAAGUCAUUACAUCUCUAGAAGGAACUUACUGGGUAACUCUUGAGUUCUCUAAGCUUGGAUACAUAGGUAAACUCUAUCAUUCUCAUGAUCUCCCACGAUUGGCACAUUUUUUAUUAAUGUUUUAUCAAGAAAUGCCUUGUGAUUGGCUACUGUCUCAUUUCCGGGGUCUGUUGGCUCAGAAAAAUGUGAUCCGUUUUAAACCAUCUCUCUUUCAGCACAUGGGCUAUUAUUCAUCAUACAAAGGGACUGAAAACAAGCUGAAGGAUGAUGAUUUUGAAGAGGAAUUUUUUGACAUCCCAGAUAACCCUCCUGCCAGUCUAUACACCAACAUGAAUGUGUUUGAAAAUUACGAAGCAAGCAAGGCAUACAGUAGCGUUGAUGAGUACUUUUGGGGGAAACCACCUUCAACAGGAGAUAUCUUCCUGAUUGUAUUUAAAACUCCAAUUGUAAUAAAAAAAAUUAAAGUGAAUACUGGGACAGAAGACCGACAAAAUGACAUUUUGCAUCAUGGAGCCCUAGAUGUUGGGGAAAAUGUUUAUAUUACAAAACAAACAAGACAAUGUGGUACUUACUUAAGACUAGGAGAAUUCAAAAAUGGAAACUUUGAAAUGUCAGAUGUGAAUCAGAAAAUUCCAUUUGAUAUCGUUUGUAUGAGGAUACGUGUUACUAAAACACAAAAGGAGUGGCUGAUUAUCAGGAGUAUUAGCAUUUGGACUUAUUAGUCAAUUAAAUUAAUAUGAUCAGUUACUGAAGCUCAUCUUCCUGUUUCCCUUUCUGCUAAAUUCCUCUUUUGCUACUUUUGUCUUUUGGAGGGAAAGCAAUGGAUAAUGCAGUUUUAAAGAAAAGUUCAUCCUCUUAGCAGUUUUUAUUUACACAUUGUCAACAUAAUUUUACUCUAGUACACAACUGUAUUUAUUUUAACCCUUGAUGUUGAAUACCAGCCUAUGGGUAAUGCUAUUUUCACUGAUUUAUUUCUUAAUGAAUUUAGUUUCAAAUACCCACUUACUGUCCAAAGAGUGAUGGUAAAGAUUUAAAGUGAGAAUCUUUAGUUUGUUGGAUGAUGAUUCUUGAAAAAGAGUUGCCAACUGUACACACUUUCUCAAGAACUGGUAAUUAACUAUGUCAUCAGAUAGCCUUUAUUAAGCAUCUAUGUGAAUAUGCAGUGGAUUAUAAUUAUAAUCUGGUCUAAUUUAUUGUAAACAGGUUUUAAUUAAUUUCUGUAUACCUGCAAUGAAUACCUCCUCAAAGAAGUGGUGUCUUCACAACAGAUUUUUUUUGUGUGUGUAGGUAUGGUAAUGGAGAAAGAAAACAAAAGUCUUAAAAAAAAUCUGAUCUUGAUUCUUGAUAUGAAAGGAAAUUUUGCUCAUUGUUUAAAAACAUUUGAUUGAAUAAUUAUUGUUAAUAAAUUUUCUGUGGGAAGCAGUCUUUUUCUAGUUUCCCUUUUGCAAAAAAAAAUAGCUAAACUCACUAUUUUCAGAUUAUGUUUGUUAACUGCACUUAACAGAAGAUAUUGGAAAAGGCCUAUAGUUAGUUCAUUCUAACAUUUUCACUAUAUGCAGAAAAUUUUGAUGAUUUUAUAUAUUUUGUAUUAAAAUGCAUAUGAUCGACAUUACUGUAAUUUAUCAUAUACUUUUUUUGGAAUUUAAAUGGAUACCUUAUAAAAGAGUACGAACCAUAGAAAUUAGUUGACUUUUAUAAACUCAAAGAGUUUUUUUUAUUAGCAAAGCCAAAAUGACAGAUUUUAUGUUCUGAUAACCAAAAAUACUCUUUCCCUCAUGUAGAGAUUACUCCUUAUAUAACUUAUGCUUAUUGUUGUCCAUUUGCUAUGUUGAGUUUUAAUUACACUAUCUACAAAUAGUUGGUAUAAUUCUUCUAUAAAUCAUAUUAUCAUGCUACAGAUUAAUCCUAAAGUGUCCUAAAUGUUGCCUUUGUUUUAUAUGCACAUAAAUAUUAAGACAACUUGAUUUUUAUUACAAGGACUGGCCAAUUGCUUCUCAACCAGUUGCACAAUAGAACCAUCCAGGACACGUGAGCCCUAAAGACAUUGUUUUUUCAGGAUGUGUGAUCUUGCCUCAUUAUUUUCAUUUUGGUUGAACAACAAAAAUGAAGGCAUUUAUGAUUAAGAGAACUAGAGGGUUCUUCAUAUGUGUUUAUAGAAAAACUCAAAUACAUGUUAAUACAUAUUGAAUACACACACAAAUAUAAUUUGUGAGAGAAAAAUGUGGAAAUCUUCCUGCUCUUCCUUCCAUCCUGAAACACAAUCAUUAGGACUCAGGAUAUGUUUUAGUUUUAAAAAAAUUAGAAUCUUUUAUAAUUUUGAUCAUUUAUGCAAAAAAAUUAAAUUAGAAACUCAGAUAAAAGUAGGAAAUUUUUGUCACUUUUAUACAACAACUAUGUAAUUUUUGCCCCUAUUUAUACUAUUAGAGAAUACAUAAACUUUUAUGAAACAAGAAGCAUUAAUAUUUUGUGGCAUAUAUGUCUUAAAAUCACAAGGAAAUGGAAACACUGCCACUAGACUUACCUUUUCCUUGAACUGAAGAAUGCUUUUCAGACUUAAACUAUUCUGUUUUCUUGAUUUUCCUCAUGAUGUUUCAUUAAUUGGCUAUAUCUCAGAAAUGACAAAUAACAUUGUUCAGCACUAUCAAUGAUAAAAAGCAGAUUACUGUGUUCCAAAGACAUAAUACCAAGAUCUGGGAAGAUUCCAAGAAGUGAGAAGGAAACUUUUUCAUAUCCUUCAGGAAAUGUGAAAUGUUUCGAAGAGCAGUGUUGACAUCUAUCAACUUCUGGAAGACACUCCAAAAAAGAUUGCUGAGGAAGACAAUGAAGUUGGAUGCUUGCUAAGGAUUUAUAAAUGUGGAUGUGACCCAGAGGAGUCACAAUUCAUUUUAUGAUCCUGUAAUUACUCAGUUUGGAUAAGUUGGUUACAUCACUUAGUGAUGCCUAUAAUAUUCAAUGAUGUCACUUUCCAAUGAUGUCACUGGGUUAACCUUCUAAGAAAUAACCCCAGCUUUGACGAAGAAAGCUUUUCUAUUAAGCUUCAGGAAGUGCAAGUAAACAUUCACUUUCAAAAAGAAAAUCUUGACAUUUAUAUGCCCCAGUGCUGUAUUUCUUAUGUUUAAGAACUCUAGUAUGAGUUCUAAUUAGUGGCUCUAGUAAAUUUAUAUCAGACAUAGAGCCAAAUACACAGUUAUUAGGUUAAACCAUGCUCAAUCAAUUAUUUUUUUAUGAAGAAUUAUUUAUUUGAAAGAGUUACAAAGAGAAGUAGAGCCCGAGAGAGAUAGAGAGAGAAAGAGAGAGAAUUUUCCGUUCCUCUGCUUCACUCCCCAAAUGACCCCAAUGGCAAGAACUGAACUGAUCCAAAGCCAGGAGCCAGGAGCUUCGUCUGGAUCUCCCAUGUGGGUGCUUGGGCCCAAGGAGAUGAGCCAUCUUCCACUGCUUUUCCAGGCCAUAGCAGAGAGCUGAAUGAGAAGAGGAGCAGCUGGGACUUGAACAGGUGCCCAUAUGGGCUGCCAGCGCUGCAGGCUGGGGCUUUAGCCUGCUGCACCAUAACGCUGGCCCCUCAAUCUGUUAUUAAUAAUUAUAUUAUUUCUAUUAUAUGUAGGCUUACUUCGAGGAGAGAAAUAACAUGAUAAAUGUGUGUGUGAUUUCCUUUUUCUUAAAAAUAUGCAUUGAAAAUAAUCUUGAUGCGACAGAAAUAGCUGAGUCAGUUAAUUGUCAUGAAAAUAAGGCGCUGAUAUGUUUCAAGCACAAAAUACAAUAUGUACCUUAAAUAAUGUCUCAGAUUUCUAUGGUAACUUAAGUUGACCAAAAUGGUAACUGACACUUAAAAAGUUCUCCUUAAGGCAGCCUUCACUCAUUCAUAUUGAAGAAGAGCAUUUUCUACAAGCACAGUAAGUUUGGAAAAUAUAUGUUUAUGGAAAAUACACAUUUUAGCAACAAUAACAAAUGUGAAUAUAAACGUACAUAGAUUUAAUUAAAACUCUAUUUCCAACUCACUGAAAACUACACACUAGUGCAGAGACAUAAUCUAGAAACUGAUGUGUCAUUUGAACUGUUUCUCUCAUAUAGCUAUACUUGUGUGACUUGAAAAUUCCAUUUCUUAUUGGACCAGUAACUUUUUUGGAAUUUUUAUUGUGAUCUCAUAGACAAACUGUGCUGUAUAUUCACAUUGUAUAAAUAUUUAUAAAAUAGAUGACAUGUCAGGAAAAGCACUUACUCUUCUUGACGUCCAUAUGGAAUAUUCAUUUACUAUUUACCAGUUUAUCCACAUCUCCUUUAGAAUAUGGCACCCAUGAUUAACAUUGAAAACUCUACACUCACUGCCCUCUCACAACUGAAGGAGACAAUGUAGUUCUCUUUUGUCUUGCCAAUAGAUCCAUUAAUACAAUAAAGUAUUACAUUAAUUUUUAUCACCAUAUUAUCGAGUAACAGCACCCAUACUCAAGUUUUAUAUUUAUUGCAUGAUCUACUGAUAAAAGUGAUUUACUGUUCUGUGCAUAUUUAAAUUAUUUUUUCAAAUUUUAAGGCUGUCCUUUUGAACCAUGAUGCCAUACUUUUUAAGACUUUGUUCUGUCAUUUAAUGUUUUUAUUAUAGCUUUCAAGCUUUAUGUUUCCACAAAUGUUAAGAAGUAUAUCUUUUGUCUUCAUAGGAAACACAAUAGAAGUUUCAUGCACACUUGAGUUUAAAAUCCAGUCUGCAAUUUCUAUACCUCUUUGAAACACAAUCCCCACAUCUGUGAAAUAGGAAUACUUUCAUUGGAAUUGAAUAGGCAGCAAUUAUACCUUGUAGCUCUUUGUAGAGCUGGAAAUGAGGUAACAUAAACUAGGCACAUAACAAAUUUGUUUCCUUUUUAUUCAAGUCGUAUGUAUGUAAAAGGAUAUGACCCUGCAAAACACUACCAGAAACCUUCAUCCUUAGCAAUCAUAGAAUAUAUUUCUCAUUAGCAAUAUCAUCCAUCCUACCUUUUGAUAUUUUGUGCAGAAGAAUGUCACGUAGAAUCGUGUAAACAACUGCCUAAAAAGAAGAUAUAUUCUUCCCUUUCUAAUCUUUUACUCUGGAAAUUUUAUCAGAAAUGACUUUAAUGUUCUCAUUACAAAUAUUACUAAUAAACUCUUUAAGAAAUUAAAUUACUUUACUAUAAAAGAAGAAAAAUACUAUUCCUAAUUUCAAGAAUUUUGCUCAGAAUCUACAUUAAGCUCACAGAAAUAAACUCUUGAAGAAAUUCUUUUUGCUGUUUUUUUUUUUUUUAACUGAACUCCUUAUUCUCUUGUGUCUUUUCCAUUACUGGCAAAAGUUACCAGUGCACCGACUUUUAAAUUACCUGGGCAAUGAUGUUCAAAUUUGGAAACAGGUAGUUUACUGCCUAGUCUACCUAGAGUUUCAAUGUUUAGAUUUCCAGUGCUUGGAAUUUUUUCUCUGUUCAAUUUUGGAUUAUUCUUGCUAGGGGAAAAAAAGCCAUAAAAUUGUAUUUUGAUUUGUUCCUGCUCUUUGGUUCUGUUUUUACCUCUAACAUUUCUUUUUGCCUACCCCUAAAAAAAAAACUUAUCUUUCAAAUAUAUUUUUGACAUAUUUUGUAAUCAAUGCAUCACUGCAUGUGUGUGGGCUUUGUUACAAAGAUAAGUCUCUCUCACUGUGUAUAUAUGCAUAUAUAUAUAUGUACAUAUGUCUACGUACACUGUGUAUGUUACUUAUGUGUGUGUAUUUGUAUUUAUGUAUAUCUAUGCAAGUGUGGGAUUGUGUGUAUAGCAGUGUGUGUGUAUGUAUUUAUACAGAUGAACAGAGGCACAUUCUUAGCUUUUUUUACUUCUACACUUCCACUUAUUCUUGACUUUAGCCUUCCUUACACUGUCCCUGUGGUUGUGUACCAUUUCUGAGCUUACUUUUGAUUACUUGUCCUCACCAGUCUGUUUUGUACAUAACAUCAUCUGAAAGUUGUAGCAUAUUGGAGAUUUUUCUGCAACAUCUUAGAUUCUUCUAAUUCUUUGAAAGAUUGUUCAUUAGAGAACAGCAUCUCUCUGAAAAGAGGAUUUACCUUUUGGAAUUUCCAGUUUAUAUUUAUUCAUUUGAAUUUCUAGAUGACAAUUUAGAGGAUCAAAAUAUGAAUUGUAAGACAUUAUCUUUGUAACUUCUAAACAUUUAAGAUACAAAGGUAAAACUUUCCUAAAUUUCUUCCAUAUCAUUAAUCUGUUGAUCACAUCUACUCUAAAUCCAGAUUAGGUCUCACUUCAUUGAGCCCAAAACCUUUUAAGAUGUCUUAAUGUUAUAUUUUUUACCAUUGAAAUUAAACUGUAGAUUUCACAUCAUUUUCUAGAUAAUUUAAUCUGUCUUUUAUGAAAAGCAUACACAUUUGAGAACAAAGUAGUCUGUAUUUAAACUGUUCUUUUUCUUUCUUAUUUCACUCUAUCCAGAUACUCUCUUGGAAAAUUUACCUAAAAGAUAAAUUUGCCAUGUGAGAAAAUGAUACGUAAAUUUUAUAUGCUCAUAGUUAAGUACAAUCUCAUUAAGAAUAUACCAUGUUCAAAUUUUCACCUCUUCUUGGAUUAAUUAUAUCCUAGAUAGCCACCUCUUCCAAUAGGUGAGCCAGAGAUAUAAUAAUAUAACACUCAGUAUUUUUUCUAGCAAAUGAAAAUGUCCAUGAGGCUAAUACUUCAUGUGAUAUUCAGGAAAUCAUUGUUUUAUUUAAUGUUUGCAUUAGGGUUAAUAAUGUCAAUGAAUGAACAUUCAGAAACUUAGUCUAUAAUUUUAAUAUGCUAUGUAUUAUUGUAGCAUUAACCACAAUGGCCAACUUGAUUUAUAAUCAUUCUGUCCAACUACCAGUAACUAUAAUUUUGGUGUAUAAAAGUCAUCAAAAAUCAAUGCAGAAAUGAAUAACAUCUGAGAGCUCUAAUAAUUUAAAGCUAAUUGUUACAAAACUCUAUAAAAUAGUUAAUAUGUUGUCCUUCAAUUUCUGGAAGAGAUAGAGGGAAUUUUUCUCUUCCACUUUGUCAUGCAUUUCACUAUUUGUCAUUAAGAUAAGUAAAAUAUUGUGUAGGGAUAUAUGGCAUUUUUAAUCACCAAGGUAUUAAAGUCCAUUACUAAGAAGGCAUUUCAAAAUACUUUUAUUGGAACUUGAUCCGAUUCAAUUUUCUCCUUGAGUAAUAAUCUGUCAUUUCUCCACAGUACAAUUCCAAAUAUUUUAAAAAGUUUCAAAUAUUAUAUGCAUCUUUCCCCUAUAAAAUACCACACAGCACUUUUAACUAGUUGGAGUAAGUGGCAUUGUCUCACUAUUUAAAUAAUUUGCAUAACUACCCCCUACUUUUAAGUAUAUUUAUUUUCUGUCACAAUUAAAUUUUGUUUGCUUCACCAAUGAGUGAAAAUAAGGUUACAAAAAGUUAAAACUUGAUUAUUUUGAUUCCUUUACCAUUUUUCAUCCUGGUCAAAACCAGAUCUGGUUACUACAUAAUCUUACAAUUGUGUGCUAUUAUUCACUAGAGGAACAGAGAUGGUAUCAAUAGAUGGCAAAAGUUAUUCACUUCACUGUUAUUACAAAAUAAAUUCAAUAGUAUAAACUACAUCCUACAAUUAAAGAGUACUGUUUGUUAAAGGUUACUGAAGUUUUACACAUUUCUCUUUUUAUAUCAUAUUUCAUCUCUUGAACUUAAUUCCUUGUCUUCAGUUAAAUAUAUUUUAGUAAAGGAAUAACAUAUAACAAGAUUUAAACCUCCUAGAAAUUAGCCUCAGAGAAUUAAAAGCAAACAAUCCCUGCUAAUGGAAUGAGCAAAUGUUUUCUUUUUUUUUCCUAAACAAAAGUGUAACAGUAGCCUUGUGUGGAUUUACACAAAUGAGAUUUCCUUUCUGAAAAAAGUUAAAGAUCAUAUUAAUAGAAUUUUGAUGUCUAUAUUUCUUAAGCUCAAACUGUAUGUAAUUGGUAUAAAAUUGUUUAUUGAAUGUGGCAUUUUUACUCACCAUAGUUUGGUCAUCAAUGAGUCCCAUUAAUGUCUUUAAAAGUCAUGUAGAAAAAACAGUUAUUUUGGGGAAAUCCUUUGGAAAAUUGAUCACUAAUUAUCAAGAAGAUUUUAAAAAUUAAAUGUGUAUAUAAAAUACCUGAAAUUAUAUUAUUGGGAAUAUGAUCAAUUUUCUUCCUAAACCAAAGUACAUUUUUCUACACUGUAACUUUGUGCUGAUUCACUGUAACCAAUAUUAAACAGAAACAGUCACUCAAAUUGUUCCAUCAAUCUAUUAUUCAUCUUUGACUCUUGAGGAAGUAUCCCUUUGAAAUAUUGCAAGGAGAGUGUGCUUGUACAUCAAGAUAGAGUAAAUACAAGUAGAGAGAAAAUAUUAUAGACUUAAAGAGAAGCUUUAUUUCAUGAUUUCCCCCAGAGCAAUUUUCAGUCUUUCCUGCCAGGAUUGAAAAUUUCAAUGGCUUGGUUAUUUUAAAUUUUUUUUUUAUUUUAUUUUUUUUUGACAUGCAGAGUGGACAGUGAGAGAGAGAGAGACAGAGAGAAAGGUCUUCCUUUGCCGUUGGUUCACCCUCCAAUGGCCACCGAGGCCGGCGUGCUGUGGCCAGCGCACUGCGCUGAUCCGAUGGCAGGAGCCAGGUGCUUCUCCUGGUCUCCCAUGGGGUGCAGGGCCCAAGCACCUGGGCCAUCCUCCACUGCACUCCCUGGCCACAGCAGAGAGCUGGCCUGGAAGAGGGGCAACCGGGACAGAAUCCGGCGCCCCGACCGGGCCUAGAACCUGGUGUGCCGGCGCCGCAAGGCGGAGGAUUAGCCUAGUGAGCCACGGUGCCGGGCGAUUUUUAAUUUUUACUGAAACAAAUCAAAACUUUAGAAUAUCAAAAAAUAAUUUAGAUACAAAUAGAGUGUUUUUACUUACUUGGCCAAAUUAAGUAAAGUUUAUUGCUAAGUCAAAGUUUCUAUCUUAUGGACAUUUUACUGACUGAAUAAGCUCCUUUGCAGUCACCUGUCUCCAUUGAGUUGGGCAAAGGUGAACUUGAGUCAUGUGUUUCCUAAAAUACUAAUACAAAAUGUAAGUGCCCUUCUAGUUAAAAAAAAAAAAAACUAAGCUGCUAAUCUUUGAAAAGUGAUGAAAGUAAUAGCAUAUUUUUAUUUUCCUUUUUAAAAAAUAAUAACAAACAUAAAAAUUAUAGAAAUAUAUGGAAUACACCAUGAUAUCCCAAUAUGUAUUUAUCAUGUAAUAUCCAACCAUGCUAAACAUGUCUAUCUCAUCAAACAUUUAACAUUUCUUUAUGAUAAACACAUUCAAAAUUCUUUUCCCUAGAUUUUUAAGGGACUAUAUUCACAUUAUCUAUAAUCAUGCUAAAGUACAAUAUAAUGACAGCAGUACUUAUUCCUAUCUAACCAUAACCCAGUACCCAUGAAUCAAUCUGUCCCCAUCCCUCCCUUUUCCCCACCAUCCUCCCCUGCCCUCUCUCGUAAUCACUAUUGUACUCUUCAUUUUUUUGAGAUCUCCUUUUUUAGAUUUUCAUGACUGAGGUCAUGGGCUCCUUGGCUUUCAGUGUAUUACAUAUGUCAGUUAACACUGUAACUUCCAGUCCAUCCAGGUUCAUGCAAAAGACAAGAUUUCAUCCUCUUUAUGGCUCAUUAAUAUUAAUAUUCAAAUGUAUAUAUGUAUUGUUUUUAUCCAUUCAUCAUUGGAGAGACACUUAGAUUGUCUCCAUUUCCUGACUAUUGUGAUAGUGCUGCAAUAAACAUGCGUGUGCAGUUGUCUCAUCGAAAGGGAAAUUUCAUUUCUCUUGGAUAUAUACCAGUAACAGUAUUGCUGGAUCAUAUGGUAGUUCUAUUUCCAUUUUGUGAAGAAAUUUCCCUACUAUUUCCCUCAACACUAUAAUAGUUUACAUUCCCACUAACAGUUUUCAUGAGUUUUCUUUUACUACAUCUUGUCUUUUUGAUAAUAUCUGCAGUGUGAUGUACCUAAGUGUGCUUUUAGUUUACCUUUGCCCAAUGAGUAGUGAUGAUGAAUAGUGAUGCUGAACAUUUUUCAUGUACAUGUUGUUCAUGUUAUGUCUUCCUUUGAAAACUGUUUGUAUCUACUGCCCUGUUUAAAUUGGAUUAUUUUGUUUUUGUUUUGCUGUUGAGUUGUUUGAGUUCCUAAUAUUUUUCUGUUUAUUAAUCCGUCGUCAGAUGUAUAACAUAUAAAUAUUUUCUGUUGUUCCAUA